Eimeria mitis is the source of this 699-nucleotide messenger RNA. RefSeq lists its product as uncharacterized. The record is from RefSeq and is a predicted model, not a curated record. NCBI's taxonomy places the organism in Eukaryota, Apicomplexa, Conoidasida, Eucoccidiorida, Eimeriidae. The transcript is spliced from 4 exons. Bases 1 to 699 code for a protein of 232 amino acids.
AUGUUUUUCACAUACGUUGUGAGGCCGGGAGAGGCUCCUGAGGGCCGCGGGCCUCAGUUUGAGCCUUUCUGGAGUUUCAUUGUGAACUACAGUCUUCGCCUGGGGGUCUUCAUGUUGCUCGGUGGCUAUAUUUGCCUCCUCAUGACGGUAUCUGCGGGAAACAACGAUCCUUUAUCUCUUUUAAAUGUUCUUAGAGCAGUUCCUGAAACUGCUGGCAAAUGCCCUCUAUGGGCUGCACAGCUAGGCUGCGGCCUCCUCAUCCUGGGUUACCUGACGGUCUUGGCGUUUCAAUCCACUACUGACGACGACAGCAGAUCUAUCUUCUUCCUUGAAACCUAUCACUCGGAGGGUGCUGGAGAGGCCUGGGGUUGGCUUGGCGCCGUUUGCUUCAAACUCACAGCCUUCUCAGAGUUUGCAGCUUUGGCUACCUGGGGCAGUUCAUCUUUCCCUGUAUUGGAUGCAGUGUAUACGGUGAUGCUGGGUGUAUCUUUGGGUGUAAUGUUUAUGUGGGCGAUGUUCUUUGAGCCUGUUAGUCAUAGAUUUGACGUGCGUCUGACUCAAUCAGCAAUGAGAAAUGAAUAUUAUAAAUCUAGAAACGCAAUGGCUUACUACGGCCCAGCUGUUGUAAACGCAGACGGAGAGAUAGAUAUUGCUGCAGCAGCACAACAAGCACAGGCCUGUCUCAACUGCUGUGCUUAA